Molecule: messenger RNA, 336 nt
Organism: Acanthocheilonema viteae
Lineage: Eukaryota; Metazoa; Nematoda; Chromadorea; Rhabditida; Onchocercidae
Source: the annotation of a GenBank genome assembly
GUUGAAUCCUGGUCUUUACCUCUAUGGGUCAUUCGUCAGAAUACCGAAGAAUUAAAUUAUAACGACGAUUUAGCAAAUCCACAAAGUAACCGAUACAGAGAAUUGGUGGCUGCAUUCGAAAAAGGUAUUGCCGAAAGCUAUGCAAAUACACCGCUCAAGAAUGGUUUCGUUGUUGCUGAAGUAAACGAAAUCACUCGGCCAAGUGAUUUCAUCAAGCAAUGGGAUAAAGGAAUUUUAUACAAUUUCACGGUUAGCUUCGUACGCGGCAGUGUUGCAUCACUUUUCAGCAUUUUUCCCGAUCUUUUGAACUAUAUAACUCAAUGGAAUAAUUUUGAA